AUGGGAACGGGUGCAUCUGUGGAACAAAGAUUCCGCAAGCCAAAUGCUCGCCGCGUUAACCUGUUCAACAUCUUGACGGAGAUCAUGAAAGAAACGAAGCGCGAGGAAGAAAUUCCUGAUGACCACUGGGAGCUUUUGAUGAAGGCAUUGGAAACUGAUGAGCAGGAAGAAGUGAAGCAGCUAAAGGAGGAAAUCGAGAAGGAGCGAGCGAGCCGGGUUGCACAAGAGAAGUUAGUGGAGAAGCUGAAGGAGGAAUUGAAACAGAAGGAAGACCUGCAAGAGGAGACGGAGAAGGAACUGAGGAAGCUGAAAGCAGAACUGAAGCAAAAGGACGAGGCGUCGAAUGAACAGCCAGAGUCCAAACUCGACGAUCAAGUCAUCGAGGAUCAGAAACAGGCAGCAGACUGUGAAACCAUCCACGAUGCUGCUGGAAAGAGUGUAGCCGCGGUGCGGCACUUCCUCCGGGACGCCCCGACGGCUGUGAACAAGAAAGAUGAGAACGAUUCCAGACCACUACAUAUUGCAGCUCGAAGGGGCUGCGCAGAGGUGGUCCGGUUCCUUCUCGAACAGCAAGCCGAUGUCAAUGCACGGAAUAACUUCAACAGCACUCCGCUGGAUUGGGCAGCCUCCAAAAACAGGGCUGAGGAGACAAAGAUCCUCCUGGCGGCGAAGGCCAACAUCAUGGUCGCAGACAAUCAUGGGAGGACUCCGCUACAUGGCGCCGCGAUCAGCGGCUGCAGCGACGCAGUCCAGAUCCUCAUUGAGGCGGAGCAAAAAGCAUCCUUCCUCGAGGCCAAAGAUAAAUCGGGACAGACAGCUCUGGGCUGGGCCAAAGCUGAAGGCCAUGCCAAGGUACAGGUCAUCUUGAAGGACGCAGGGGCUCGGAGGUGA
Messenger RNA from Symbiodinium sp. CCMP2592, 891 nucleotides. NCBI's taxonomy places the organism in Eukaryota, Dinophyceae, Suessiales, Symbiodiniaceae. The record is from the annotation of a GenBank genome assembly.